Amaranthus tricolor (Joseph's coat) is the source of this 540-nucleotide messenger RNA. RefSeq lists its product as uncharacterized. The coding region runs from base 1 to 540 and encodes 179 amino acids. Lineage: Eukaryota; Viridiplantae; Streptophyta; Magnoliopsida; Caryophyllales; Amaranthaceae. Gene Ontology annotation, molecular function: nucleic acid binding. The record is from RefSeq and is a predicted model, not a curated record. The transcript has a single exon.
AUGGUGCAAAAGUCCCUGAAAAAUUGGUCUAACAAGCUCGACGAUGCCUUAUGGGCUUAUAGGACGGCUUUUAGGACCCUAAUCGAGACUACACCCUUCCGUUUGGUCUAUAGGAAGCACUGUCAUCGUCCCGUGGAGCUAGAACACAAAGCUCAUUGGGCGGUUAGGACUCUAAACUAUGAUCUGAAAAGUGCAGGUGAGAAAAGACUUCUAAACCUUAAUGAGGUUGAUGAGAUACGCCUAAAUGUGUAUGAAAGUGUCGUUAUCUACAAGGAGAAAACAAAGAAAUGGCACGAUCAACGCAUCACUAGGCGAGAGUUCAAGGUCGAUGAGAAAGUGCUAUUUUUUAAUUUUCGUCUCAAGUUCUUCCUGGGUAAGCUUAAGUCUAGGUGGUUUGGACCGUAUACUAUUACCCAAGUGUUCCCUUACGGGUCUCUUGAAGGAACCGGAGCAAAUGGAUCGUUUAAGGUCAAUGGCCACCGGGUCAAGCACUACAUUGCUGGUGAGCCUCUUGGUGAGGAGGAGAUUUAUGGUAUUUGA